Strongyloides ratti is the source of this 966-nucleotide messenger RNA. Its product is annotated as tRNA (guanine-N(7)-)-methyltransferase non-catalytic subunit WDR4. The transcript has a single exon. The record is from RefSeq and is a predicted model, not a curated record. Gene Ontology annotation, biological process: RNA (guanine-N7)-methylation. Gene Ontology annotation, cellular component: nucleus; tRNA methyltransferase complex; cytosol. Lineage: Eukaryota; Metazoa; Nematoda; Chromadorea; Rhabditida; Strongyloididae. The coding region runs from base 1 to 966 and encodes 321 amino acids. Gene Ontology annotation, molecular function: protein binding; tRNA (guanine(46)-N7)-methyltransferase activity.
AUGUGCUUAGCUACAGCAAACAAAGUUGCUUACAUCUAUUCGAAAGACAAUAACGGAAACUUUGUUGAAUACUCAAAAAGACCUCAUGUUUUUGUUUUAAAAGCUAGUACUGUAAUUAAUUUUUCUAAUUCUGAAGAACAUUUGUUAAUAGGAGAUAGACAUGGUACACUUACACGUUAUGGUUUAACUGAUGAAUCAAUUGAAAAAGAAAAGAAAGCUAAAAAGAUAUCAGUAUUUGGGGAACCAAAUGAAUUAGGUGGUGAAGGUUUGGUUGGUCAUAUUAGUAUGAUUCUUGAUUUUGAUAUAAAUGAAGAUGAUACUCUUAUUUUUACCGGAGAUCGUGAUGAGAAAAUCAAAGUUUGCCGGUAUCCUGAAUCAUAUGUGAUUGAACAAAUGCUAUUAGGACAUAAAGGAUACAUUUCUUCUGUUAUUUCUUUACCGGAUAAUAAACUUUUAUCUGGUGGUUCUGAUGGUUGGAUAUUUUUAUGGAAUGUAAAAAGUGGGCAAAUUGUUGAUUCAACAAAUUUUGAUGGAAAAGUGAUAAGGAGAAUAAAAUUGAUAGAGAUGAAUAGUUGUGAUUUUACAGUUAUUAUAACUUUUGAAGGAGAAAAUUACUUUAAAAUUGUAAAAUAUUCCAAUAACAAAUGGAAUGUUUCUGAUUCAAUAAAAGCUAACAAUGGAUCUGAAGGAGACUUCUUUUUUGACAUUGUUUUUACUUCUAAAUAUAUAUCUGUAAACAAAAGUGGUUUUUAUGAAAUUGAUCCAACAACUUAUGAAAUAACAAAUAUUAAUGAACGAUUUACAAAUUUUGUUGAUAUGCAAGUGGUAAUUGAAACAUUAAAAACUUUAAUAGAUCCAUUACCGGCAUUACAUUUAUGCAAAGAUGCAGAUUCAUCUAACAUUGAUGAGUAUAUGAGGAAAAAAGAAGAUAGAAUUAGUAAAAAAAUAAAAAUAGCUUUUGAGUAA